Molecule: messenger RNA, 2029 nt
Organism: Phacochoerus africanus (Common warthog)
Lineage: Eukaryota; Metazoa; Chordata; Mammalia; Artiodactyla; Suidae
Gene: SHISA9
Product: shisa family member 9
Exons: 5
Coding region: 1-1278 (425 amino acids)
Biological process (GO): regulation of AMPA receptor activity; regulation of short-term neuronal synaptic plasticity
Cellular component (GO): AMPA glutamate receptor complex; dendritic spine membrane; postsynaptic membrane
Source: RefSeq, a predicted model, not a curated record
AUGCGCCGCGUUCUCCGGCUGCUCCUCGGCUGCUUCCUCACCGAGCUGUGCGCCCGCGUGUGCCGGGCGCAGGAGCGAGCGGGGCACGGGCAGCUGGCGCAGCUGGGCGGCGUGGUGGUGCUGGCGGGGGGCAACCGCUCCGGGGCCGCCUCGGGAGAGGUCGGCGAGGGCGUGGGGGUCUCGGACGCGCCCCCGACCCGGGCGCCCACGCCGGACUUCUGCCGGGGCUACUUCGAUGUCAUGGGCCAGUGGGACCCGCCGUUCAACUGCAGCUCGGGCGACUUCAUCUUCUGCUGCGGGACUUGUGGCUUCCGGUUCUGCUGCACGUUUAAGAAGCGGCGACUGAACCAGAGCACCUGCACCAACUACGACACUCCGCUCUGGCUCAACACUGGCAAGCCCCCCGCGCGCAAGGACGACCCCUUGCAUGACCCUACCAAGGACAAGACCAAUCUGAUCGUUUACAUCAUCUGCGGGGUGGUGGCCGUCAUGGUGCUCGUGGGCAUCUUCACCAAGCUGGGGCUGGAGAAGGCUCACCGGCCCCAAAGGGAGCACAUGUCCAGGGCCCUUGCGGAUGUCAUGAGGCCCCAGGGCCACUGCAACCCUGAUCACAUGGAGAGAGACCUCAACAUCGUGGUCCACGUCCAGCAUUAUGAGAACAUGGAUACCAGAACCCCCAUAAACAAUCUCCACACCACCCAGAUGAACAACGCGGUGCCCACCUCCCCUUUGCUCCAGCAGAUGGGCCACCCACAUUCCUACCCCAGCCUGGGCCAGAUCUCCAACCCCUACGAACAGCAGCCGCCGGGGAAAGAGCUCAACAAAUAUGCGUCCUUGAAGGCAGUCGGAAGUUCUGAGGGUGACUGGGCAGUGGCGACACUUAAGUCACCAAAAGCCGACAAGGUAAAUGAUGACUUCUACUCCAAGAGACGGCACCUGGCCGAGCUGGCUGCCAAGGGCAACUUACCUCUGCAUCCCGUAAGAGUGGAGGACGAGCCGCGGGCCUUCAGUCCCGAGCACGGCCCCGCCAAGCCGAACGGACAGAAGUCCCGCACCAACAAGAUGCCCCCCCACCCCCUGGCCUACAACUCCACCGCCAACUUCAAGAGCUGGGACCCCAAGGAUCAGUCUCUCCGGCGGCAGCAGCCUUAUGGGAACAAGGGCAAGCUUGGCACUGCUGAGUCGGGCUCCAGCGACCCCUUGGGGACUCGCACCCAGCACUACCCACCCCCACAGCCAUACUUCAUCACCAACAGCAAAACAGAAGUGACUGUCUGAGCUGUCACCACAGGGGACAUCCUGGAGACCACACUCAACUGAGAGAGGCAAAAAAAUACCCCCGGCCCACACUGUUCCUGUUCCCUGCCCGCACACCCACCCACACGCACACUCUCCACACCAACCAACGGCAGACUUACCGGCGACGUGGAAUCACGCUUUUCCUGGGUCCUGCCCAACACAUGUCGGCGGGCAGCUGAGCAAGACUGGAGCCUGGACGGUCAGCAAUACAGCAAAGGGGAAAGUGAGGCACCCUCCUUCGACCUCAGGGCCGAGGUGGCCUACUCACGUGCCCACAUCUUGGGGCUGAUUUUUCUCCUCCUCCCAACUUGAAACUGAAAUCCAUGAUGAAGAAAAUAAAAGUAGCACAACUUAGAUAAAUUGUCCAUUUGAGCACAUAGACCAUUUACCACGCAUUAUCUAGUUCUGGGUGAAAGAGCCAGAAAGGGGAGAAGGGUAAAUGGUGACACCCUCUGAGGGGUGUAGAAAAGAGGGGUUGUUUGGAGAGGAAACAGGGCAUGUAAUAAGCAUUUUCUUAUCCCAGGAAGUAGUGACGUGAUGAGCGUGAGACAGUAACUGGACCCCCACCAUGCUAUUGAUAGUACUUUUCACAUCAUCAAUGUUGAAAGCAAAAACAACACACACUCAAACUCACAAAAGAAAAAAAAAAAAAGACUCCGAACCCACCGCCAGUGAUGGGAAGGAAAGAACCUUUCAGAGAACUCCCAUACAGACCAUGAUCGUGGAAAUG